AUGCUUUCAACUCGACGCAUUGGCCGCGAAGAGAUCACUUACGAGGAGGCCAAAAACAAGGAAACCAACAUUCUGCACAAGUUGAGUUAUAUCUCGAAGCAACUCAGAUUUUAUAACCAUCUGUACAAACGCCGCAACCUCAUAGAGGAGCGCGUUGCGCAUCACCUGGGGUUGAGAACAGCUACUCUUUGUCAUGUCGCCGAACCGACGCUGUGGCUCAAUGGCAGCUUCAAUGUUUGCAUCCCAGUUCUUGUCGAUGGCGCUUCCCGCGUGUUGAUGCGGUUUCCACUGCCUUAUCGAGUGGGGGAAGAGUUUCGGCCAGGCAAUGGUGACGAGAAGGUCCGCUGUGAAGCUGGAGCGUAUGCCUGGCUACAACAGGAAUGUCCUACCAUACCAAUUCCGCGUCUCUAUGGCUUCUCUCUGUCCUCUGGUCAAUGUUUUACGACCGUAGAAUGUCUCAAUCCUAUCCGCCGCAUAUUUGAGCGCUUUCGCCGUCUGCUUCUUUCGAUUCUACACUAUCCUCUCCCCUCUCCCCUCAUUCCUCAUCAGUGUCGGCUCUCGAAUGAGCUUGGGCCGUACCUACUUCUGGAAUACAUUGAAGAGGGGGAAAUGCUCUCGAACACUUUAGAUGACCGGUAUAACGAUGAAAAGUUAUGGACCAAUCUAUUUCGCGGCCUCUCGCGGGUUAUUCUCAUGCUCUCUCGCAUCCCCUUACCCAAGAUCGGAUCGUUUACCGUGGAUGACCGUGGCUUUUUGCAACUUACAAAUCGACCUCUGACAAUACAAAUACAAGAGCUUGAGAACGAGUGUAUCCCUGUGAAUACUGCAAGAGACCAAACCUACUUUUCUGUCGACUCAUAUGUGAACGGUCUCCUUUCGAAUCACGAUAUCCGCCUUCGCUACCAACCAAAUGCAGUGAACGACAAAUACGAUUGUAUAAAUCAAAUGUCGGCUCUAGUUGUUAUGCGGUCCCUGGCUUCUCAGUUCUUCGAUUACAAGCUUAAUACUGGCCCAUUCGUAUUUUGCCUGACUGAUUUACACGCAAGCAACAUUAUUGUGGACAACGCCUGGAAUAUUCGAUGUCUUAUUGAUCUAGAAUGGGCAGCAUCGCUUCCCAUUGAGUUUCUCCGACCUCCAUCUUGGCUGACUAGGCAAGCAGUCGACGUGAUCGAUACCGAGGCUUACAAUAUUCGCCGCGAGGAAUUCAUGAAGAUAUUCGAAGACGAGGAGUCCAAGUUGUACCCGGCAAGGAGCUCAACCUAUUCGACGGUCAUGAAUCGUGUCUGGCAAAACGGGACAUUUUGGUAUACACUUGCCUUGGAAAGUAUAACCGGUCUUAAUUCACUCUUCUACAAGAGGAUCCAGCCAAAGUAUUCAGGAAGUCACCUGAAAGAUGGCCACUUUUAUCUUGUUACUCACCUCUAUUGGUCGCAAAACGUUGAAGAGUUUAUCGAUGAAAGGGUUGAGGCCAAGAAGAAGUAUGAUCAAGAUCUCGAAAAUGAAUUCAGAGCACAUUGA
Messenger RNA from Fonsecaea nubica, 1518 nucleotides. RefSeq lists its product as hypothetical. The transcript is spliced from 2 exons. The coding region runs from base 1 to 1518 and encodes 505 amino acids. NCBI's taxonomy places the organism in Eukaryota, Fungi, Ascomycota, Eurotiomycetes, Chaetothyriales, Herpotrichiellaceae. The record is from RefSeq and is a predicted model, not a curated record.